Aureobasidium namibiae CBS 147.97 is the source of this 1812-nucleotide messenger RNA. Its product is annotated as glycoside hydrolase. Gene Ontology annotation, biological process: oligosaccharide catabolic process. Bases 1 to 1812 code for a protein of 603 amino acids. Gene Ontology annotation, molecular function: alpha-amylase activity. NCBI's taxonomy places the organism in Eukaryota, Fungi, Ascomycota, Dothideomycetes, Dothideales, Saccotheciaceae. The record is from RefSeq and is a predicted model, not a curated record. The transcript is spliced from 4 exons.
AUGUGUGAGGUCAGCAGUAUCAACAAGCAGCGGUGGUGGAAGGAGGCAAUCGUGUACCAGGUGUAUCCUGCUUCGUUCCUAGACUCUGGUGCAGGUACUAGACCUGGCUGGGGCGACAUUCCUGGAAUCACUUCAAAGCUGGACUAUCUGAAGCAUCUUGGUGUUGAUGUGCUAUGGCUUUCGCCGAUCUACAAGAGUCCUCAGGCUGAUAUGGGAUAUGAUAUCGCGGACUACAAGGACAUCGAUCCCGUAUAUGGCAGUCUCGAGGAUGUUGAUCACCUCAUCAGUGAGCUCAAGAAGAGAGAUAUGAGACUGAUGAUGGACUUGGUUGUCAACCACACUUCUGACCAGCACGCCUGGUUCCUCGACUCUCGCUCUUCGAAGCAGUCCAGCAAGCGUGACUGGUACAUUUGGAGGCCUGCCAAGUACGACAAGGACGGCACCCGUCAACCUCCUAACAACUGGUCGAUGAUUCUGGGCGAAGAGAACAGUGCCUGGACCUAUGACGAGAAAACAGACGAGUACUAUUUAUCUCUCUUCACCGCCGAACAGCCUGACUUGAACUGGGAGAACCCCGAUGUUCGUGAAGCAGUUCACGAUGUGCUGCGCUUCUGGCUGGACCGUGGUUGUUCAGGCUUCCGUAUGGAUGUCAUCAACCACAUCUCCAAAGUCCAGACUUUCCCCGAUGCCGACAUUGUUGCCCCUGAUCACAAGUAUCAGCCAGGCUACAAGUACUACUGCAAUGGACCUCGUCUUCACGAGUGGCUGAAGACUAUGAGAGCAGAAGUCCUCGACAAGUACGACACAAUCACCGUCGGCGAGAUGCCUUUCGUCAGAGACGAAAACGAAAUUCUCAAGAUUGUCCGCGAGGACGAGAAGGAAUUGAACAUGAUCUUCAUCUUCGAACAAGUCGACAUUGACAACGAGAUUGGCAAGUACAGAAUGACCCUGCGUGACUGGGAAGCCGACGAAAUUCGCAAAAUCUUCUCCCACUGGCAACGCCUGAUGAUCGACAAGGACGGAUGGAACAGUCUCUUCAUAGAGAAUCAUGACAACCCUCGAUCGUGCGAUAGGUAUUUUCCUUCCCUUCCUCCUUCUUCCUCCUCUCCUUCUUCUAUUCAACAAGGCGAGUUGGCUGCGAAGCUCCUCUGCCUCAUGAUGACCACGCUUGCCGGUACACUGUACGUCUACCAAGGUCAAGAGCUUGGCAUGCGCAACGUACCAGCAGAAUGGGAUCCCGAGGAAUACAAGGAUGUCGAGACCAUCAACUACUGGAAGAAGAUGAACAACAUGUACCCGAACAACAAAGAAAAACUGGACUUUGCACGCCAUGUAAUGCAGAGAAAAGCUCGCGACCACUCACGCACCCCAGUCCAAUGGUCUGCAGAGCCCAAUGCUGGAUUCUGCAAGGAGGGUGUUACACCUUGGAUGCGCGUCAAUGCCGAUUACAAGCAAAUCAACGCAGAGGCCCAGCGCAAGCAGGAUGAUCCUGACAAGCUUUCUGUCCUGCAAUUCUGGAAGAGAGGUCUUGCCAACAGAAAGGAACACAAGGAGGUCUUCGUGUAUGGAGACUUCCAAGUGCUUGAUGAGAAUGACAAGAAGGUGUUUGCGUACAAGCGAGCAAGUGAGAAGGAAGCAUUCGUUCUCGCCUUGAACUUCUCCGGUGAUGAAGUCAAGUGGCAGAUUCCUGAGACAGCUAAGGUGAAGAACUGGGUGGCUGGAAAUUAUACUGCUGGCCAGCCGGAUAAGCCCACGAGCGGUACCAUCACACUCAGACCCUAUGAGGGAGUGUUGGGUACUUCAGAAAUUUAG